AUGGGCUUCAAACACACUCUUUUCUUAUGUAUCGCGUGCUUUGCAGUGGUAACUGUCAAUGCAACCGCUGUGAUGCGCCGUCCCGACAAAUACAAGGAUUCUCCUUCCACCACCGGCAACCAAACGACUCCAGAGGCCCGCGACCUUGAGGAACGUAACAAAGGAAAGGCGUCUGUCGCGUACUUUACCAACUGGGGUAUAUACGGCGCCGAUUUUCAACCUCAAGAUAUUGUCACUGACACUUUGAGUCACAUUCUCUACUCGUUUGCUGAUGUAGACCCCUGGUCUGGAGUUAUAAGGCUUACUGAUUCGUGGGCUGAUGAAGAGAAACAUUACGACGGAGACAGCUGGACCGAAAGUGGGACGAAUUUGUACGGCUGUCUCAAGCAGCUGUACCUCAUCAAGCUUGCCAACCGGAAAAUUAAAGUCCUCCUUUCCAUUGGCGGCUGGACUUAUUCUCAGGCCGGUCAUUUCGCCUUCGUUACAUCCGAAUCCAGCCGGGCCACAUUUGUCUCCAAUGCCGUCACUCUCAUCGAGGACUACGGCCUUAGUGACCUUGAUUUUGAAUACCCAUCCAAUGCCGAUGAAGGACAAGGUUUUGCCGACCUUAUCACGGAACUUCGUACCGCUUUUGACAAUCUUACCAACUCUAAAGGCGAUAGCACUCCGUACCAGCUAUCCGCAGCUGUGGCUGCUGGGUCCAAUAACUAUGCCAAUCUCGUCGUACCCCAGAUGAAUGCUGCCCUGACAUACUGGAAUCUCAUGUCCUACGACUAUUCCGGUGAAUGGUUGGACUACUCCGACAACCAAGCCAAUCUUUACGGUGGUGAGCGCACAGGUGUCAACACCGAUGCCGCUGUGCAACACUACAUUUCGGCUGGCGCGGAUGCCUGGAAGAUCAACAUGGGUAUUCCUCUCUAUGGACGUGCCUUCGAGAAUACCGACGGUCUGGGAGCAUCUUACAGUGGUGUCGGCUCCGGAACCAUCGAAGCUGGGGUGUAUUCAUACAAUGUUCUUCCUAUCGGCAAUGCCCAAGUCUUCGAAAAUACGGGUGAUAUCAGUAGCUACUCGUAUGACUGGUCUUGCCGGGAGCUCGUCUCGUACGAUACACCCAACAUCGUCGCGCUCAAGGCAAAGUAUAUCAACGACUGUGGACUUGCUGGUUCUAUGUUCUGGGAGCUGUCAACCGAUAAAGUCGGCUCCGACUCCCUUGUUGGCGCGGCCGCCGGUGUCCUGGGCACCCUUGACAAGACCAAGAAUCACAUCAGCUAUCCUAAUAGCAAGUGGGAUAAUAUCAGAAGCAACAUGGGCCAGUGGUAG
Messenger RNA from Desarmillaria tabescens, 1320 nucleotides. RefSeq names its product glycoside hydrolase family 18 protein. The coding region runs from base 1 to 1320 and encodes 439 amino acids. Gene Ontology annotation, biological process: carbohydrate metabolic process; chitin catabolic process. Gene Ontology annotation, molecular function: chitinase activity; chitin binding. The transcript is spliced from 8 exons. The record is from RefSeq and is a predicted model, not a curated record. Lineage: Eukaryota; Fungi; Basidiomycota; Agaricomycetes; Agaricales; Physalacriaceae. Gene Ontology annotation, cellular component: extracellular region.